UGAUCGUUAGAAAAAUGACAGACAGGUCGUGACCUAAUUUGCACACGGAGAAAAAGAAGAAAAUCAUAGUACGGUCACGUUUAUUAUGUCUUGCAAUUGUGACGAAAUAGUUGACUUCGGUAUACAGUUACUACAAGACUAUCUAAAUUUUUGAAGGAAAGACGUAAUUUGAAAGAUGCAAUAUGGAAUCAUUUUUACAACUUUUUAACCCACAAAAUGAUAAAGAUAUAAGGAAAAGGCAGUGGAAUGAUUUUGAAAAUAAUGGAAACGGAUUAUCGGAUUGCGAGACUUCUAGUACUGAUGAAGAUCAAGAGGACUGUCUGCCACCAGAGCCUGAACAAGGAAACAUAGAAUACAAAUUAAAAUUAAUAAAUCCAUCUAGUCAACGUUUUGAACAUCUUGUUACUCAGAUGAAAUGGAGGCUAAGAGAGGGACAUGGAGAAGCAAUUUAUCAAAUUGGAGUGGAGGAUAAUGGAAAAUUGGCAGGUUUAACAAAAGAGGAAAUGAAAGCAUCCCUAAAGACUUUGAAAGAUAUGGCUUCCAGACUGGGUGCUAAUAUAAGGAUAUUACGCGAGCGUGCAAUCACGAGUUCCACAAAUAAAACUUUGACAUCUCAAAAUAGGAAUAAUAAUAUUAAUAAGGAGGAAAAGAAGGUUGCUGAAGUAUUAGUAAAAAAAUUACGGAAGGACGAUAGAGAGGACCAGGAUAGUAUCGUAGAUCUGAGACUGGCUGUUAUUGGUGCGCAAGAUGCUGGAAAGUCAACUCUCUUAGGAGUACUGACGCAGGGUGAAUUGGAUAAUGGUAGAGGUAGAGCGAGGCUCAAUAUGUUGCGUCAUCUGCAUGAGAUAAAAACGGGUCGUACGUCCUCGAUAUCGCACGAGAUCAUCGGAUUCGAUAGUACGGGUCACAUCUUGAACUAUGCCGAAAUGGCUACAGCCGAAGAGAUAUGCGAACACGCUUCGAAAGUCGUUACGUUCAUCGAUUUAGCUGGACAUCGAAAAUAUUUGAGGACGACGGUACUCGGACUUACAGGAUAUUCGCCACAUCAUGUUAUGCUAGUCGUAGCGCCGCCUCUAAACGAAGCGUCGCAAGAACACAUGGUUCUCUGUUUAGCAUUAAAACUUCCAUUUUUCAUCGUCGUGAAUAAAAUCGAUUUAGGGUUCUGCGAUAUGUCUGAGACUUUAAUUCAACUUGAGAAUGCUAUGAUGACGCUGGGAUAUCCUAAGCAAUUAGUAUUGUUUAGUAAUAAUGACAUACCGUCAUGGGACUAUACGUCUGAUGUGAUACCAGUAUUUAGUGUCAGUUGUGUUACUGGUGAGGGUCUUGAGGAAUUAACGGCGUUUAUAAAAAAUUUGGCACCUUACGAGAUGAAUUCAAUCGAUUCCGAUUCGGAAUCGUGUCUAUUUCAAAUUGACGAAACGUUUAGGGUAGCAGGUUUGACACAACCAGUUUUAGGAGGAUUACUCGUUAAAGGGGCGAUUGCACCGGGAACUCGUUUAUUAGUGGGACCUUUGCCGGAUGGAGAAUUUAGCCCAGUGAGAGUAGUUAGUUUACAUCGUAAUAAAGCUCCGUGCUGUUUAGUUAGAGCGUCGCAAAGCGCCAGUUUGACGCUAGCGCCACCGACGAACCGUAGCCCUCCCUUACCACAUCUUCGCCCGGGGAUGGUUUUAGUUUCUCCGCGUGAUCGACCGCACGCGACACUGUUUUUUCAGGCAACUGUAUUAAUAUUAUAUCAUGCCACCGCGAUAUUCCCCGGUUUUCAAACGACAGUACACGUGGGUAACGUGAGGCAGACUUGUGUCAUUGAAGGGAUAAUGGAUGCGAAAGAUAGGGGACUGCAGACAAACGACACCGCUUCUGUAUUAUUUAGAUUCGUUAGCCAUCCAGAAUAUCUUCAUGUCUCAAUGCAACUCUUGUUCCGAGAGGGACGUACUAAGGGAAUUGGCACAAUUACGCAGAUCUUUCCCCUGAUUGGAUCACAGAAUUCAAUCAAAUGAAAGAAAUUACAUGGCGCGAUGUAAAAUAAUAUCCAAUUAUCAAUAAUAUACAAUUGUCUAGUGUAUAUAUAUAUAUAUAACUUAUAAAAGAAAAAAAGGAAAAAGUGCAUAAAUAUUUUAUAAAAAUAGAAUCAACUGACGUUAUUGAUAUUAGAUAAUAUUGAUAUUAGAUAACCAAUUGGUAUCAGUUAUGUGUUUUUUCAACAUAUCAAAACAGUUAAGAAAUCACUUUUUUAGAAUAUCAAUAUAAUAUCUAUUUAUAUAAUAGGCACAAAAUUUUUUUGUUAGUAUAAAAUAUUUUAAUUUUUAAUAGAUUACGUUUAUGUAAGUUCAGUUUAAAUAAUUUUUUAUUGAUUGUGCUAUUGAUUUAGUUCAAUCAGAAUUGUCUGAAAAAGAUGACUCUGUUACUGUUUUGAAUAGCUCUAACAUUUAACACAGAAAGAAUUUAGUUUUGUUUGUUACAAAUUGUCAGAAAUUUUAUUAGAAUAUAUAGAAAAAAACAGAAAAAAAUAGUUUGAAGAUAGAGACAUAAAAGUUAAAAAGUUUUUUGGUCUAUAAGUCAAUUUUUAUUAUUAUUUUGAACAAUGUAUAUAUGUUAAUACAUCAAAAAAAGAAUUUACUUUUGUGUAUUGCAAAUAUUUAGGGAUGUUAUUAAUAUAUAUUAAGAAAAGCAGGUUAUAUGUAGUAUGUUUUUAUGUAGUGUAUAGAAUUUUUUCUUUUUAUUAAAUAGACAACAUAAAAGUAUAAAAGAUUAUUUCUAAAUAUUAAGAUUAUUUCUUUAAUUGUUGUGUGCAUAUAUAUUUUUGUAUAAAAAUAUAAUGCCAUAUAUUUCUCUCUCUUAACUAUAAUGUGAUAUAUAUUAUUUUAGUUAUUUAAUUUUUAAAUAAUAUAUAUGUGCACAAAAUAACUAUUGCAAAAAGAUUGGAAUCUGUCAAAACUUUAAAAAUUUCAAGAGCACUAUUGUUUUUCACUACAUUCUUGACAUGCUUUUACUAAUGCGCAGUAUCAAACACAAUUUUGUUUAUCAAAUCUGCACAAUUCUUUAUGUAUUUCGUAAAUUAAAUUUGCAAAUAUAUAUAUUUACAAAUGUAAAAUAAAAAUAAAAACGACUGAUAAAAUAAAUCCUGCUCUGCAAUAAUAUUAAGUCAUGAAAAGAAAACUUGACUGUCAAAACUUCGAGAAUAUUUUUUUUUGUUUACUUAGAAAGCAUCAAUAUGUAUCAUUAAAUUUGAUGUGCUUGAAUGAUUAAUACACCUGUUAUUUUAUUAUUAUAUUAUGACAGCUCUUUCGUUUUAAAGAAAAGAUUAUUUGUCACUGUUAAAACAUUGAAUGACCAAUGUAAACAAUUGAAUUUGAGAAUAUAUAUUUUCCGUAACA
Molecule: messenger RNA, 3374 nt
Organism: Cataglyphis hispanica
Lineage: Eukaryota; Metazoa; Arthropoda; Insecta; Hymenoptera; Formicidae
Product: GTP-binding protein 2
Exons: 7
Coding region: 183-1997 (604 amino acids)
Biological process (GO): translational elongation
Molecular function (GO): translation elongation factor activity; GTPase activity; GTP binding
Source: RefSeq, a predicted model, not a curated record